CUGCCCCAUUUGGGAGGAGAUUCCCAGGAGUCUCCCCCAUCCCUUGGGGAGCAGCUGAGGACCGGGAGGUGCAUCCGAGGGCCGAAGAGAGCUCUGAGAUUGCGCCCGAGUUCAAGGACCAAGUCUUUCCUUAAACCAUUUUACAGAUGGGGAAACUCGAGAUCCAGAAAAGGGAAACUCGAUCAGGUCACCCCGAGCCAAUAGCAGAAGUCCGAAACAGUUUUCUCUGCGAAGAUGGGAGUGAAGGUCCGCACAGUCGAUGCGGGAGCCGUGGCCGAAGCCCAGCACUAACAGUGCUGACCAGGGAAUCCAGACUGCGUGGAAGGCUGUACUCUUCCUUGCCUCGGUUUCCCCCGCACUACCUCGGGGAGGACGGCAGACGAGGCAACUGGUCAAACGCGCACCUGCCAAGACUCUCCCCGCGCCUCCCAAGUCUGAUGGAAGUUCCUUUAGCGAGCUACCUCCCAGCCCUUUAAAAUCCGGUCCUCCAGCUCGAGCCUCUCGGCGUUCUAUUGGAAAGACUCCAGGGUCCUGGUCCAUUCUCUAGAAUGAACUGCUAAGGCUACCGCGGGAGCCUUCCUGGAACUGCUAACUGCGCAGGCGCAAGGGCAGCCCACCCGGAAGGCGGAAGAACCGGGCCCCAACUUGUUGGGUGGGUCGGGGGCGGAGAGUGUGUUAACCAAUGACCUGAAGGAUCAGGGAGGGCAGGUUUAGGCCCUCCGUUGCUAAGCGCUAUUCUAGUGGGAGGUGAUUUAAGAAAUGGGGUGAAGGGUAGUCCCAAUGGCCCUUCACGUCAACAUCCUUCGGGCCCGCGGAAGUUAAGCAACCAAGAGGCGGGCCUAGGACCGGAAGCAGGAAGGAGGGCGCAGGAAGCAGGGCGCUGCAGCCUGUCGUACUGUCGGUGCGUGAGUCUGUCGGUUCCGAGGGCAGGAUGGAGAAACUGCGGCUUCUGAGCCUCCGCUACCAGGAGUACGUGACUCGCCACCCGGCCGCCACGGCCCAGCUGGAGACGGCAGUGCGGGGCCUCAGUUACCUGCUGGCAGGUCGCUUCGCGGAUUCGCAUGAGCUGUCAGAGCUGGUGUAUUCCGCCUCUAACCUGCUUGUGCUGCUCAAUGACGGGAUCCUGCGGAAGGAGCUGCGGAAAAAGUUGCCUGUGUCGCUGACCCAGCAGAAGCUGCUGACGUGGCUGAGUGUGCUCGAGUGCGUGGAGGUGUUCAUGGAGAUGGGGGCCGCCAAGGUGUGGGGUGAAGUGGGCCGUUGGCUCGUCAUUGCCCUCAUCCAGCUGGCCAAGGCUGUCCUACGGAUGUUCCUGCUGAUCUGGUUCAAGGCUGGCCUCCAGACCUCACCCCCCAUCAUUCCGCUGGACAGGGAGACCCAGGCACAUUCCCCGGCCCGCGAGCCUUCACUGUGCACCUGUUCUUUGCAUGCCCUCCUGGAAACACGUCCCUCUGACAGUACGGCCUUCUGUCUGUCCGUGCUAGAUUGUGACCCGAGCCCCGGCAGCCAGGAGCAGUCAUACGUUGGGAAGCGGUCAAACCGAGUGGUACGAACCCUCCAGAACACUCCGUCCCUGCACUCGAGGCACUGGGGAGCCCCCCAGCAGCGGGAGGGACGACAGCAGCGGCAGCACGAGGAGCUGAGUGUCCCCCCCACCCCGCUGGGGCUGCAAGAGACCAUCGCAGAGUCCUUGUAUAUCGCCCGGCCCCUGCUGCACCUGCUCAGCCUGGGCCUGUGGGGUCAGCGGUCGUGGACGCCCUGGCUCCUGUCUGGUGUCGUGGAUGUGACCAGCCUGAGCCUCCUGAGUGACAGGAAGGGCCUGACCCGGAGGGAGCGGCUGGAGCUGCGGCGCCGGACCAUCUUGCUGCUCUACUACCUGCUGCGCUCCCCGUUCUAUGACCGCUUCUCCGAGGCAAGGAUCCACUUCCUUCUCCAGCUACUGACAGACCAUGUCCCGGGCGUUGGCCUGGUCGCGAGGCCGCUCAUGGAUUACUUGCCCACCUGGCAGAAAAUUUAUUUCUACAGUUGGGGCUGACACACCCCGGGAGCGGGUGCAGGGAGGGGCGGGGUGGCGCGCCCUGCUGCUGGGGGCAGGGGGUGCCUCGGCCCUUCAGUCCCCCGGGCCCCCUCUGCUAUAAUAAAACUGACUCCGGCGGUGUCCGA
Neofelis nebulosa (Clouded leopard) is the source of this 2160-nucleotide messenger RNA. It is a transcript of the gene PEX16, whose product is annotated as peroxisomal biogenesis factor 16. Gene Ontology annotation, biological process: peroxisome organization. The record is from RefSeq and is a predicted model, not a curated record. Gene Ontology annotation, cellular component: peroxisomal membrane. Bases 932 to 2032 code for a protein of 366 amino acids. The transcript is spliced from 11 exons. NCBI's taxonomy places the organism in Eukaryota, Metazoa, Chordata, Mammalia, Carnivora, Felidae.